This is a messenger RNA of Linum tenue, 2166 nucleotides long. Lineage: Eukaryota; Viridiplantae; Streptophyta; Magnoliopsida; Malpighiales; Linaceae. The record is from the annotation of a GenBank genome assembly.
UCUCUCUCUCUCUCUCUUAAAUUAUCUCUUCCUUCUACUGAGAGAAAGUUCAUAGUUUAAUUCCACCAAAUAUCCCCUUCUCUCUCUCCCUCUCGCUCCGCCGUCGGUCCUCUCGAUCGGCACCGUUACUCGUCGUGUUGCUCCCGGUUGUUUCCUCCAAGAAAAAUGAACGGGAAGGAUUUCCGAUUGGCUUUACUGGGUCAGGAUUUCGUUUGAUUUUCAAUCCUUUUCUCCGCGAGAAAUUCCGUCGUUCGCGCGCGCGGAAAAAGCACAGAGCUUUAGGGUUGUUGGGGGUAGGAAAUCAUCAUGGAGCCUCGCGUUGGUAACAAGUUUCGUCUCGGUCGAAAGAUCGGCAGCGGAUCGUUUGGAGAGAUCUAUCUCGGUACUAAUGUUCAAACAAACGAGGAGGUUGGAAUUAAGCUCGUAAGUUCUCUCUUUCAUUCUUUGGGAACCCCCAAUUCCUAUUCCUUUUUUUGUGAAAAUGUGAAGACAAAGCAUCCUCAGUUGCUUUAUGAAUCAAAGUUGUACAAAAUACUUCAAGGAGGAACUGGAAUUCCGAAUGUCAAAUGGUUUGGAGUGGAAGGAGAGUACAAUGUUCUUGUGAUGGAUUUGUUGGGACCGAGUCUUGAAGAUCUAUUCAACUUUUGCAGUAGGAAAAUGUCUCUCAAGACUGUUCUCAUGCUUGCGGACCAAAUGAUUAAUCGAGUUGAAUUUGUCCACUCCAAAUCGUUCCUACAUCGAGAUAUCAAACCUGAUAACUUUCUCAUGGGUUUGGGGAGGCGUGCCAAUCAGGUCUACGUUAUCGACUUUGGGCUAGCUAAGAAGUAUCGGGACAGUUCCACUCAUCAACACAUUCCUUACAGGGAGAACAAGAAUUUGACAGGAACUGCAAGAUAUGCAAGCAUGAAUACUCAUCUUGGGAUUGAACAAAGCCGCCGGGAUGAUCUGGAAUCGCUCGGAUAUGUUCUUAUGUACUUCCUCAGAGGAAGUCUUCCUUGGCAGGGACUACGUGCUGGAACUAAAAAGCAGAAGUAUGAGAAGAUUAGUGAAAAAAAGGCUCUAUGUCGAGGUUACCCUACUGAAUUUGCAUCCUAUUUUCAUUAUUGCCGGUCAUUGCGUUUCGAUGACAAGCCCGAUUAUGCAUACCUGAAAAGGCUAUUCCGUGAUCUUUUCAUUCGCGAAGGUUUCCAGUUUGAUUAUGUUUUUGACUGGACUAUAUUGAAAUAUCAGCAGUCACAGAUUGCUAAUCCUCCUGCUCGUGCUGUUGGUCCCACUGCUGGACCAAGUGCGGGAAUGCCACCUAUUGGUACUAAUGCUGGUAGACAAGGUGGGAGUGGAGAAGAAAGUAAACCUGGUUGGUCUUCAAGCGAUCCUCGAAGGAGAACUUCAGGACCAAUUCUAAGUUCGGCAACUUUAUCCAAGCUAAAGAGCCCUCUCGGCAAUGAUGCAAAAGAUGCUCCGUUAUCUGGCUCAAACCAUAUGCGAACUAGCUCCUCUACUAGAAGACCUGCAAUAGCAAGUACUCAUGACUCCACUCAAGCUGUACCUUCCACAGCAAGAAACAGCAACUCGAACAGUAAGAACUUGGAAUCAGCUCUUAGAGGCAUUGAGAGCCUCCGGUUCAAUAUCGAUGAGAGCGUGAUUCAUUAGGCACAGAGAGAAAGCCUAUCUUAAUCCCGAGAAAAUGGUUUGCCCUUCACUGUAAAGUUGAGAUCUUUAUACUCUUGGUGAAUCGGACAUGGAAAUGUCGAAUUCCCAUGUUUGCGGUCGUUAUAUUAUCGUUGGGUUGCUGCAAACCUUGUGCAAACAAAUUAUGGUGCUAACUUUGUCCGUCAGUUUUUACUCGUCGAGUGGAUUCUAGGGGGUCGAUGAUGGACCAUCUGAUGGAGCUCAUGAAUUCAUGUAUAGCAGUAAAUCUUUCCUAGAGUACCCUUUAUAGUUUUCAGAUCCAUAAAAUGCAAGCAAAAUAAAGAACCAAGACUAUAUUGCUGCUGCUGAUGUACAUCCUCUUUACGUUUGAAUUGUACUCUACUGCUCAGGAGAUCUCGACCUUCCUUUUCUCUAGAAUGUGGCUGAAUCUGACUUUUUGAUGAAUCAGAAUGUGGCUGAAUUGCUUCUUUCACAUCUUAACAAUAACCCAAUUUGGUGUUAUUUGGUAUUAGCUUG